Messenger RNA from Marasmius oreades (fairy-ring Marasmius), 279 nucleotides. RefSeq lists its product as uncharacterized. Lineage: Eukaryota; Fungi; Basidiomycota; Agaricomycetes; Agaricales; Marasmiaceae. Gene Ontology annotation, cellular component: cytosol. Gene Ontology annotation, molecular function: glucose-6-phosphate dehydrogenase activity; NADP binding. The record is from RefSeq and is a predicted model, not a curated record. Gene Ontology annotation, biological process: pentose-phosphate shunt, oxidative branch; glucose metabolic process. Bases 1 to 279 code for a protein of 92 amino acids. The transcript is spliced from 2 exons.
AUGCCUACUGGUAUAGAUUUGACAUACAAAGGGAGCACCAAUACAAAGGUCCUUGAGCUUUACGAGGCCCUCAUUCUCGAUGCAUUGAAAGGGGACCAUUCCAACUUUGUCCGCAAUGAUGAACUCGAUGCUGCGUGGAGGAUCUUCACGCCGAAUCUGCACUGGAUAGAUGGCCAGAACGGACCGAAACCUGUUCCUUAUCUUUAUGGUUCUCGGGGACCCAAGGAGUUGGAAGCAUUUGCCGAAAAAUACGGCUGCAAAUGUGCAAAUAUAGGAUAG